ACUGUAGCGAGAAUAGUUUUUUUUUUUUUUUUUUUUUAACUUUUUCUAAAUCAUUGAAAGCGAUUGUUCACGAUCGUCAAGUGAAUUUUUUAAUUUUGCACUGAAAAGAUUAAAUUUAUUAACUUUAGUAAUUUGUGAAAAUUUUUUAAUAAUGUGUAAAUCGCAUAUGUUUGUUAUUUUAUUGUAUUGCGUUGGUGUUAUGGCUAAAAGUAAGAAUUCAUUGCAUCGUUUUAAAAUUUCUAUGGUAUCAUCGGGCACGUCCAACAAACCCGCCCGCUUCACGCACGCCGAGAGCCCGGUGUGGGACGCGGAGACGCAGUCGCUCUACUUCACGGAUGUGCAUCUUCAAAACGUGCACCGCCUGGAUUACGUCACUGGGAAAAUAUACACGAAGCAUAUCGGUUACGGGCAGGUGAACGUGGUGACCCCAGUGUCGGGUUCCAAGCGUUUUCUAGUAGCGGUGCGUUCAGCGCUUUAUCUGCUGGACUGGGACAAAGCCGACGACUCUGCGCUGCGGCUGCUCACUACAGUGGACCACGGGCUGCCCGAUAAUGUGAUAAACGAGGGCAAGGCGGACUCGGAAGGAAGGUUUUGGUUCGGUACAAAGGGUCCUCAGUCGGGUCACCACGUCCAACCAGACAAGGCGGCGUUCUACAGCAUCAGUCAAGCCAGCUUCAGCCGCCCACGAGCGCACCUGCGGCCGGUGACCAUCUCCAACGGGCUGACGUGGGCGCUCAACAACAGUGUACUGUAUUACAUCGACUCGCCCACGCAGAAGAUUGAGGCUUUCGAUUUUGAUCCGGAAAAUGGGGAAUUGAGCGGGCGGAGAACAAUUCUCGACAUAACGAUGUACGGAUACGAGGACGCUAUCCCGGACGGCAUGACCAUCGACAGCAAGGGACAUCUGUGGGUGGCCAUUAUGUUUGGGGGCACGAUCCUGCACAUAGAUCCAGACAAGAGGGAGAUAGUGUACGGCUACAAGCUGCCAGUAUCACACACCACGUCUCUCUGCUGGGGGGGGCCGGCGCUCGACGAGCUGUUCGUCACCACCUCCAGAUACAAACUGAAGGAGCCGCUGGCCGGCGCCAUAUUCACGAUACGGGGGACUGGCAGCUACGGUGUACCGAGUUAUGCGUUCAGAUUCGAUAAUGCUGACAACUAUUAACACGUUCGCUGUGGAACGAGGUCAAUUGACCUCGUAUGUCUAGUGUGUUCAAGAGUUACGAGGUCAAUUGACCUCGUACCGCACCAGCGGAAAGUACAGAAAAAUUUGUGCCAUAAAAGUUCCAGCAUAAUUAGCCUUAUUGUGUUGUGUUUGUUGUCACUUAUUUGUAGAUUCUCUUUUAACAAUCGCUAACGCUUCGAAAAUUAAAAAUUAAUAGGAAUGACAUCACGUCUAUGGUCUAUGGGCCAUAGUAUUAUAUGGCCCACGUCUAUGGGCCAUAUAAUACUAGCGGUUUACAACAGUAAGAGCCGUUGCAAUCAUCACCGAGGGGUGGUUCAAUCCUCACCCCAUUGGUCUAUUGUCGUACCCACUCCUAGCACAGUCUUUCCCGACUAGUAGGGGAAUGGGAAUAUUGGUCAUAUUAUAAAAGAUAUGUCAAAUAUUGUUUAUCAAAAAAAAAUUGUUUUGGUUGGCACUCUUAGGGCUCCCACACACGGGCUACCGAUCACAACAACAAAACGCCGCUACCGGCAUUUUCUGUACUUUUCAUACAUUUUAUAUGGACUCGCCACACCAGUUGACGCCAGUGGCCGCCACACGCUACAAUCGUCGCUGCUCGCUUCUUGUGGCCCGCACUGGCCAUGAAACGCCGAUACAAAACGUCGCCACACGCCAUUCGCGCGAUUAUGAUACUGCGUGAUCUUCUCGGACCAAGACGCGUUUGGAACCCUCGUAACUUUAAUUUUAAGCUUUCGACUAUUAUUACGACCAUUUGAUUAAAUUAAAUUAUGACACAACUUGUCUUUUCACAAGUGCUUGUAAACUAAGCCUAAUUGAAAUAAAUAAAUUUAGAAUUUUAUGUAUGGGUUAAAAAAGUAGCAGCCACCGACCACAAGUAUUGACCACCGGCCACAAGUGCGCGCUUCAGCUACUUUUGUGGCCCCUUCUUGCUUGUAGCGGCGUUUGUGGCUGUCGCGUGUGACCCGUGUGCGACGACAUUUAUAAACGCUGCAGGAAUGGCCGAAAAGUCAAACGUUUUCCUAUUAUUUAUAUUAAUUGACUGCGAUCUCAACUUAUAAGAAAAUAUAGUAGCGAGCUUUUAAGUUUAUUCUACCAUACCUCUGAAAGUUGCUGCUAAAUAUUUAAUUUAGGUAUUUCUGUAGUUUUAUUAACCGACUUCCAAAAAGGAGGAGGUUCUACGUUCGGCUGUAUGUAUGUCCAGCGAUAAUUCCGUCUUUUAUGGACCGACUUUGAAAAUUCUUUUUUCGUUUUGAAGGGUUUGAUUCCAGGGUGUCAGGAUUUGAUGUCAGGAUCUGAUGAUGCCAUCCUGGAGAAAUUGAGAGGAACUUUCACAAAUCGUAGAGACGGCUAGUGCGUUUGUUAGUGUUUCCAUAAGAUAUUUUAAACCACUACAAUUUUAUGAAGGUCUGGAGUUGCUCUGAUGAUCAGUUUGAAGGCGGUGCCAAGCCAGAAGAAGCAAACUAAACUAAAAAGCAAGAGAUAAGAAGUUAUUUCUUGGUUUUUAGUUUAGGUUAAUUUUUAAGUUGGAAGUCGGUUGAAUUUUUUUUUAUUAUAUUUUUCUGUUAUACAAAUCUUAGAUAAGGAAUAAAAAUAAAACGUUUUGUUGACCAGAAAUAAUUUAUUUGCGAACAUGAGCUUACGCGAA
Molecule: messenger RNA, 2831 nt
Organism: Bicyclus anynana (squinting bush brown)
Lineage: Eukaryota; Metazoa; Arthropoda; Insecta; Lepidoptera; Nymphalidae
Product: regucalcin
Exons: 6
Coding region: 152-1165 (337 amino acids)
Biological process (GO): L-ascorbic acid biosynthetic process
Molecular function (GO): gluconolactonase activity; calcium ion binding
Source: RefSeq, a predicted model, not a curated record